Alosa sapidissima (American shad) is the source of this 3795-nucleotide messenger RNA. It is a transcript of the gene acer3, whose product is annotated as alkaline ceramidase 3. The transcript is spliced from 11 exons. Bases 357 to 1160 code for a protein of 267 amino acids. Gene Ontology annotation, cellular component: endoplasmic reticulum membrane. The record is from RefSeq and is a predicted model, not a curated record. Gene Ontology annotation, biological process: ceramide metabolic process; phytosphingosine biosynthetic process. NCBI's taxonomy places the organism in Eukaryota, Metazoa, Chordata, Actinopteri, Clupeiformes, Clupeidae.
GAGCAGUCAAAUGUAGCCUGAGGUCUGAAAGGGAAAGCCCACUGGAAGUUUCGUGCGCUAAGCAGACAGAAAUCCUUCCGUAAUGGACUGACAAAAUGCUCACCAAACGUUACCACUAGCGAAUAAGAUUUGAACUGCACCGAGAAAACCGUCGGAGAGCGUUUAGACAUUGAACCUGCUUUUCUCGAUGUUAUCUGUCCACCUUUCCUAGUGGCAAUAGUGGGAUUUGCUAGCGUCAGCAUGUGGAAUCACACCUGCUUUUGCGCUCAUGUUGUGGCGGCGUGGAAUCAGAAAUCCGUUAGGCUAGUGUGAAGAUUCAGCCCCUCCCUCGCUCAGAAAACAGCUUUCUUUCCAUCAUGGCUCCUUCGAUGGACAGGCAAGGAUUCUGGGGGAAGCCAACAUCUACACUUGAUUGGUGUGAAGAGAACUAUGUCGUGUCAUUCUACAUCGCCGAAUUCUGGAACACAGUCAGUAAUCUGAUUAUGAUCCUACCUCCCAUCUAUGGAGCCUUGCAGACGCUCAGGAAUGGCCUAGAGGUCCGCUAUGUCUACUCUUUCCUGGGCCUCGCUGCGGUUGGCAUCGGUUCCUGGUGCUUCCAUAUGACACUGAAGUAUGAGAUGCAGUUGCUGGAUGAGUUGCCAAUGAUCUACAGCUGUUGUGUCUUUGUGUAUUGUAUAUAUGAAUGCUUCAAGCAAGAGAAUGCCAUCAACUAUCUCCCAAUAAGCCUUUUGCUGCUGUUCAGCAUCUCAGUAAGUUUGGUUUAUUUGCAAUGGAAAGAGCCUAUUUUUCAUCAGGUCAUGUAUGGGGCUCUAGUCGCUUGCCUUGUUCUACGCUGUGUGUUCAUAGUGACAUGGGUUUAUCCGUGGCUGAGGCCGCUAUGCUACGUGUCUCUGGGUUUCUUUCUGCUGGGAUUCCUGCUCUGGAACAUUGAUAACCUCCUCUGUGGCUCGCUGAGGGCCUCUCGCCAAACACUGCCCCCUGGUGUUGGAGUGGUGACACAGUUCCAUGCCUGGUGGCACAUUCUUACAGGCCUCGGCUCCUACCUCCACAUUCUCCUCAGCCUCCAGAUCAGAUCAACCUACCUCAAGCACAGACCAGAGAUUAAGUUUGUGUGUGGUGUUUGGCCGACACUGCACAUCGGGUCAGCGAAGACAGGGUGAAGAAGAGCGAAGGCUGGCAGUAAGCGGCCUCCCGCCACCAGCCUCAGAGAGAGGCUCCGCUCCGCGCGUCUGGACACGACGACGGCCCUCCCAGACGCCAGCUUGAGGUUUUCUGCCCCAGGCCAGCGCUGUUCCUUCUUCAUUUGGCCGCGUAGCGUUGAGAAGAGAACAUUAUUAUAACACAGGACUGUUCAACUCUCAUCCUUUUUAAACAUUUGAGCUAAUUACUCAACAAUUAGUUGUUACCAUUUUUAGGUGAUUUUGAGGUGACACAACCAGUUUUGAUUUUGUAUUUAUUUAAAUGCAUUGAUCUAUGGGUUCAUGAAAACGCUGAAAAAGACUGCGAGAUCUUUACCUCAGAUAGUAUUCUACACAGGGAUAGAUUUUAUUCUGUGUGCUGCAAGAUAGUUUGUUCAUAAAGAAAGUCAUAAUCCAUUUGCCAUUAACAUUUUUAAGUGUCUUAAUAUUCAUGGUAGAUCACUAUCAAAAGUCAUUACCUUAACUGGAAAAGUCCUUCAUACAGAAUUAGGGGUGUAGGACAAAUCAAUACAGUGUAGUAUUGUGAUAUUUUUGACACGAUACCGUCGUGAUACAGUGCCACUAAGUAUCUCAGUAUUUUUAUUUAAUUUAUAUUGUGAUUUUGAUUUUAUCUGGAUAUAUAUGUCUACUCUGAUAACAUUGUGUCUUAAGUACUUAAAAUACAUACAUUAGACCUGGUUCUUCUCUUGAGUCAUCACAGUAAUGGGAAAGGAAGUCAAAGCAACGAACAAAGAACAAGAACAAGAGUUCUUACUAAAGAACAAGAUGGCUAUACUUGCUGUAUUCUAUAAAGAUGGCAGUAAUAUGGUGUUGUGACCUAAAUAUCAUGAUGUUAUCAUAUUGUUCUUUGCUAAUUCUCACCCCUUGUACAUAACCGUUCAGAGUGAAGUUGCAAGUGAGGAUUUUCCAAACAGAUUGAAGCACAAGAAGUUAUAUAGGCUGGAUUUAGGGUUUCUGUCAUUUGCAGUUUCAUUUCCUCAUUUUUCUUUACUAAAUAAAAACAAGAAGUUAGUGCAGCCUUAUUUAUUACGACUGUACUGAUAGACACCAACAGCACACAGUCUGCUGAUAGGAAGAUUAUUUCCCAUGAGCCGAGUCAUAUUUUGAACAUAUUUUGAGCUUUUCACCUCUUUCACCAUAGUCUCGUCUGUGGCUAUCGCUGCAUGGCUUGUGAUCUCAUGAAGGAAGUUAUUUACACAGAACACUCACUUUUCACUUUGUUUGUUUGCUCACUCAUUUUCCUUUUGUUUUCUAAACUGUGGGGAACAUUUCUGCAUCUGGGGUAAAUUGUUGGAAUGGACUAUUUCACUAAGCAGCUCUAAGGACUCAAUGUAUUGUACUACAAAACUACCUGAACCAUAUUUGGAAUCGUCCCAAAUGAAUGCUGGUGACCCAUGCUAAUCCAUAUUUGGCUAAUUUUGUAACUAUCGGUUAACAUGGAAAUCUAUAAAUAUGGACCAUGUGUUGGAAAUGCUUUACAUUAAGGUUAAUAGACAUCAGUAAGUGCAUGGGUUAACAUCAAUGAACCAUCAUUCUCAGUGUUGUUAAAUCACGUAAUGCACUGUCCUGGAUCCCUUGGUUUAGAGCCUGUUACCAAAUCAUUUCAAAUCCAGUUUGCUAGAUGAUUUUUUGCAUCAGUUAAGCAUGAAUAAGCCAUGAACUUCAGCUUUCAGAAACAUUCGCCAAUUACAAUACUUCAUCUUAUUUUUUAGUGUCAUUAAUUCUUCAUCUUAACGUAAAGCAUUGCCCAUGUGUUACCUGUGUAUUGUAGACCACUUGAACUGCCAUAACCAUGUUUUUAUCCCAGUGAAGCUGGUUAGUAAUCAUUAAAUGUCAAGUUACAAUAUUAGGUAUGGUUGCUUCAUAUCACUCCUAAAACUGAUGUCAUAUAAGCACAAAUGUUUAAUUGCAUAUAAAAAGUCCAACUUAGCCAAGUUACUGGACAUGAUUAGAAGUGUCUCUACGUCCUGUGUGAUGCUGCUUCUGCCGAUGGUGGAGCGUUGUGUUGUCGUAAAUGUUUAGGGUGCCUUAUUUCCCAGAGUGCAGUAGGCUCGGAAACAGGUUUUCCCCCCCUGAUCAAUGGACCCAGAUCCAGGCCUGACCUGCCUCAUGGGUUCGUUGCCGUCUGGGUUUCCACCCUGGGGGCACUUCCAUGUUGCCUUGCUCCAGAGGGACGUUCAAAUGACCAUGCAGACUUUUGUGUUCAGCCCACUCACUAGAGUUGGACACAGAACCCAGCCGUUUGCCCCUAUGUGAAGAUCCUAUGGGAGAAAGCUAUGCUGUAAGUGCAGUAUGGGGAAAUCCUAUGGGAGGGAGUUCUAAUCUAUUUGCAGUAUGUGAAGAUCCUAUGGGAGGGAGUUCUAAUCUAUGUGCAGUAUGGGGAGAUCCUAUGGGAGGGAGCUACUGUGCAGUAAGGGGCCUAUGGGAGAUGGUAUGGGGACCAGCCCACUGUGAUUCCUCCUGUUGCCAUGUUCCUGCCAAGGCCUACCUGUGCGUCCUAUUACCAUGUGAUUUGUGAAGUUUGUGAGAAAAAAAGAGUAUAAUUUAAAACAUUUUGUGCAGUUGCAGUUUAUGCUAUUAAAGGAUUUGAAAACUA